GUCAGAGGGGAGGUCACGCUGCGGGCACAGCGUCCAGCGGCGCCUCGAGACCCCGGCCGAGGUUACUGUGUUUGGGGGGAGAAACGCAUCUGCCGCCGAGUUCCUGACUGCUCCCCUCCCCCCUGGAGUGAGCUGUGACAUUGCUGUGGCCACAAAGGAGGAGGUGGAGGUAGAGAUGGUGGUGGAAGAACAGGUGGCCAACACCCUACACGUAAAGCCUGUGACCUGCCGUGAAAAGGAAAAAGUUAAUCCCAGAAGGCCUGCUGAAAAUGACCGAAUAUAAACUUGUGGUAGUUGGAGCUGGUGGCGUAGGCAAGAGUGCCUUGACGAUACAGCUAAUUCAGAAUCACUUUGUGGAUGAAUAUGAUCCUACAAUAGAGGAUUCCUACAGGAAACAAGUAGUAAUUGAUGGAGAAACCUGUCUCUUGGAUAUUCUCGACACAGCAGGUCAAGAGGAGUACAGUGCAAUGAGGGACCAGUACAUGAGGACUGGGGAGGGCUUUCUUUGUGUAUUUGCCAUAAAUAAUACUAAAUCUUUUGAAGAUAUUCACCAUUAUAGAGAACAAAUUAAAAGAGUUAAAGACUCUGAAGAUGUACCUAUGGUUCUAGUAGGAAAUAAAUGUGAUUUGCCUUCUAGAACAGUAGACACAAAACAAGCUCAGGACUUAGCAAGAAGUUAUGGAAUUCCUUUUAUUGAAACAUCAGCAAAGACAAGACAGGUGCCUAGGAGCCAAAAAAAGAUGACUCUGUAAAACUUGUUAAGAUUUACAUUCAUAGCCAGACAUCAUAUUUCAGUUUUAAGUGUUUUUUUAGGGGAAUUAAGAAUUCCUGUAGGUUGGCCAUCCUGCAAGUAUAUUGUCUGUGGCAGUUUUACUAACACCUGAUUUGUACGUUAAAGGAGGCCUUGUUAUGCCUCACUUUAUAGCUAAGUAAGAUUUCAUUCAGUCCAUUUCCAGAUUCCAAAGACUGGGAAGAGAUUUGGUUUUCAUUCACUUUUUACUGAUCUCUGACCAGUUCCUUUGGUUUUCCUCAGGAGAGAAGGUACUCAGAAAACAUGAUUUAAUGCUUUUCCUCCUAAUAUUUUCUUAUUAAGAAGUUCAUAUAUAACAUCUGAAGAAUCUUACUGAAAAUAUUUGCAAAGCCACUACCUAAAUUUGACCAUUCACAUUUUAUUAUGCCUGCAUUAGUUACAACUUUCAAAGGAUGGAUUUGAGUGAGCCUAGAGGACAUUUUUAGUUGACAUGAAAAACCAUGAGACUCCCUAAUAUAAACGUCUUUAAGAGAAGUGCUUUUUCAUACUUUAGCAUACAUACAAAUCACCUGAGCUGACUGAAAUCCGGGUUCUGAAUCAGUGGGAUUCCGAUGAACCCUGUGAAUUCUGCAUUUCCAACAAGCUCCCAGUGGUUCUGAUUUUGGUACACAGGUCUCUGCACAGGAGGGCAAUAGAGACAGAAAAAGAAGACAGUGUUGUUCUCUACAUCUCAGUGAUGAGAGUCUAAAAGAGCUCUGUCUCUUCUUUGUAUCAUUGCUACCUCAGAAAUACUGAGUUUUUCUUGGUGUUUGACAUUAAUGCUUUAAUGCACUACAGCAUUCAUAAUUGAUCAGAAAAUUACCAGUCUU
Molecule: messenger RNA, 1620 nt
Organism: Fukomys damarensis (Damara mole-rat)
Lineage: Eukaryota; Metazoa; Chordata; Mammalia; Rodentia; Bathyergidae
Gene: Kras
Product: KRAS proto-oncogene, GTPase
Exons: 5
Coding region: 270-752 (160 amino acids)
Biological process (GO): Ras protein signal transduction
Cellular component (GO): plasma membrane
Molecular function (GO): GTPase activity; GTP binding; GDP binding
Source: RefSeq, a predicted model, not a curated record